Oppia nitens is the source of this 1716-nucleotide messenger RNA. It is a transcript of the gene APC7, whose product is annotated as anaphase-promoting complex subunit 7-like. Gene Ontology annotation, molecular function: protein binding. Bases 1 to 1716 code for a protein of 571 amino acids. Gene Ontology annotation, biological process: cell division. The record is from RefSeq and is a predicted model, not a curated record. NCBI's taxonomy places the organism in Eukaryota, Metazoa, Arthropoda, Arachnida, Sarcoptiformes, Oppiidae. The transcript has 8 exons.
AUGAUAAUGUCGUCACUAUUUGAUCACAUAAAACAACUACAUUUGGACCAAUUGUUUACAAAUUUGGUUCAAUUGAUGAAUAUAUUGAUGCCACAAAUAGAGACAAGUAGUGAACUGUUUUCGGCGUCCAAUGAAUACAAGGCUCUUGUCUUUUACGGUGAGGCUCUUUACCGGACAAAAGAUUACCGAAAAUCAGAGCGAGUAUAUCAAAGAGCUCUUUCAUUGAAGAAGAAUACACCUAAAAGUAAGCGCAAGAGUCAGUCUAACGGUUCAAGUGAUAUGAGUUCAGAGAUUGACGUCAAAUAUCAGAUCCAUUUGUGUUAUCUUAAGCAACACCAAUACAUAAGUGCUGUAAACAUUUUGGAGAGUAUUCCUCCAAAGCAGCGAAAUUCACGGAUUAAUAUGGCUUUGGGUGAACUCUAUCGGUUAGACAAGAAUCCGAUUGCAAUAAACUGUUUCAAAGAAGUGGUCAAAGAGUCACCUUUUGCUUUAACAGCUAUUCUUCAUUUAAUUAAAUUAGAUGUCAAAGUAAAUGAAAUCUUAAGUUUAGUGAAUUCAAUUGCUGCCACCAUUCCGAUGAUGAGUUGGCUCAAUACAUGGAUUCGGGCGCACUCUUACAUUAAUUCACGUGAAAUUUCAAGUGCUAUCCCUUUAUUGAGACAAUUAUACGAAAGUCCACAAUUCAAAGGAAACUUAGAAGUCAUGUUAUCAUUAGGAGAGGCUUAUUAUUAUAACGGAGAUUACAAGAAAGCCAUCUACUUGUUUAAGAAGGCUUUUUCAAUAGAUCAUACACUUCUAAGAUGUAUUGAUUUAUAUGCUUCUGUUUUGGCUAAAGAGAACCAAUUAAAAGAAUUGGAAUUACUGGCCAACCAAAUGACCCAAAGAUGUGAUUCAUUGGAAUCGGUGGCCGAGCCAUGGGUUGUCCUCUCUUACUAUUGUUUUCUCUCGAAUAAGAAGGACUCGAAAGCUUACUUCUUUGCUCAGAAAGCGUGUACUUUAAGCAAUAACUCUGUCGAAGCAUUAUUACUGAAAGGUUUAAUUUUAUUGGAUAAUAAGCCACAAGAAGCCAAAAAUUGUUUUCUUGAAGCUCAUACCAGUGCUCCUCACAGGUUUGAACCAAUUAAAUGCUUAACUGAAGCCUAUUUAGCCGAAAAACAGAAAUCGUUAGCAAACAAUAUGGCUACUGGUGCUAUCAAAACAUUUGGUCACAUACCUAAAAGUUUAACUCUAAUGGCAACAGUCUAUUUGACCGAAUCGUCGAGUCAAGAAAAAUUAAAGGCCAAACAAUUACUGGAAAAGGCCAUCAAACAGGACCMGACAUAUUUGAAUGCAAUUUAUUUGUUGGCAAAUAUAUAUUUAGAGGAAAAAAAUUUUGAUAAAGCAAUCGAUAUGCUCAACAAGACAUUAGAAAGUUGUGAAAGUAAUAUAAAGAUUCAUAAAUUGCUCAGUGAUUGCUAUAUAGAGAAGAAUGAACCGGAAAAGGCGUCACACCAUCGAAGCAUUGUUUCCAAGUAUGACUUCAAUGACCAUAAGUUAGAGCAAAAUAAYCGCAAUUCCAAUGAAACGUCUCAACGAUUAGAACAUCAGUCACAUACCGGCGAUAACGUUAGUUCCACAUUGGAUCUCGAGGUCGAUGACAUACCACCAUCUGAUGAGGACAUCGAUGAAAGCGAGACUGAUGUUGUCUGGUCUGACGAUAACUAUAGUGUUAAUUAA